Messenger RNA from Anopheles darlingi, 2589 nucleotides. RefSeq names its product programmed cell death protein 2-like (gene trus). The coding region runs from base 321 to 1673 and encodes 450 amino acids. Gene Ontology annotation, cellular component: cytoplasm. The record is from RefSeq and is a predicted model, not a curated record. The transcript is spliced from 3 exons. Lineage: Eukaryota; Metazoa; Arthropoda; Insecta; Diptera; Culicidae.
CAAAUUGUUUUUUUUAUUGUAUCGCAAAUGGAAGGGUUCUUCUGAAUGAUUUUAGGUUGCCUUUUCGGGCUUUCGUGUUCCUCCCAGACUGGUCAUCAUUAGCGGGAUGAGUUAUCCUCCUCAGAUAUCCUCGCUAAAAUUGAAACUUCUUUGUAACCGUUUGCUGUGGGCGUUUGUUUUUUUUUCUGCUGUCAACAGCAAUGCGCCUGCUCCUCCGAGAAACGUCAGUUUCGGGGUGCGUGCUCUUGGUCCUGGUUGUUGCAGGCUCUUGCAGCAGCUGAUUCCGUGUAGUGUUGUAUUAGAAACCGUGUGGCUCUGGAAUGGCGAAACAAAAGUCGCUAAUAUUGCUAGGAUAUGACGAUGAACCGAUCCUGGAGAAAGACAAACCCUUGCUGUCCUACACAACUAACAAGAUAGGUGGCCAUGCGGAUUGGCCAGCUGGAGCGAUAGACGUACCACCGUGUGCACUUUGUGGUCAGCAGCGGCCACUGAUUGUCCAAAUUUAUGCCCCGCUAGAGGAUUCCCAGUUCCAUCGAACGCUUUACGUGUUUGCCUGCUUGAACGCACCGUGCUCUACACAGUCACAAUCCUGGUCCUGUAUCCGGGUACAGUCACUGGAAAAGAGCUCACCAGGAGUGGAGGUCGCCGAAGCGGGCACCGUGAAGCCGGUGGCAAAGGCCGAAAGUACGACGAUAAGCUGGUGCAGUGGUGCCGACGAUUGGGGUGACGAUGGGGAUCCCGAACCCUCCGAUACCUCGACGUUUAUACGGGUUGAUACAAGCAGCAUCGGUGCGGUCGCGGAACAACUGCUGAACGAGGAGAACGGUAACGUUAUUCAGUAUGAGAAAGUAUCUGACGAGGACGAUGAGAGCAACUCGAUGGAAACGGACCCACUGCCGGGGUUCGGCAAUCUGCAUGUGGACGAGCGAAAUGCAAACGCUUGCGGCGAUGAUCGUCCGAUGGUAGGAGCGACCGGUGGUGAGCUGAUUGAUAACUUGUAUACGGCAAAGGCUUCGGCGGAGAUCGAGGGCCCAGAGACGGCCGAGGUGGUCGUUGUGGAUACGCCCGUAGCGUUGAAGCGUGAUCUGAUUGCGUUGCUGAAGCAACCACAGAUCGUGCCCCGUGAUAUUGAAGAUGUAACACUGCAGCCACUAUAUAUCAGUGUCGAUGAGGAGCGAUCAAGCGCUCCGAUCGUUUCCGAUCACGUACGUCGACUACUCGACGAGUAUCAGCGGUACGAAGAAGUUGCAACAAGUCCUGAUAGCCCUGCCGAAAGUGCGUCCGCUAGCGGCGGAAAAACACUAGGAACGCAGGAACAAGAGCUCUACGAAAAGGGUGUACCGAUGCACGGUGACUUGAUGUUUCAUUCGUUCAUGACGAAGCUGCAGGAAAAUCCGGGCCAAGUGUUGCGAUACUCGCGCAAUGCGCUUCCUCUGUUGAUCGCACCUCUGAAAGAGAUCAAUGUGCCACCCCACUGCCAGUACUGCAAGUGUGAGAUGAUCUGUGAAGUGCAGCUGCUUCCAACGGUUAUCGAAAAGCUGCGAUUUGCAGCGAACGGUGAGCGUACCCCGAUUGACUUUGGUAAUGUGCUCGUCUGGACGUGCAUCAAGAGCUGCUGGGAUACGCCGGACAAAAUGCGUCAGGAACUGGUGCUGGUGCAGGCCGAAUCAUAAGCAAAGGUCGUAAGAAUGCCGAAUGAGGAAGGAUAGCAACGGGUCACAGCUAACCCAUGCCUUUAAGAAACAGAGAAAGCAAUGCGGCGGGCCCUUACCCUAUUCCUUGGAAUACCGCAAUUAAUAUGAGUCGAUGCACAAUGGAAAAGUGGAGCAGGUGAUAUGGAAGACAUCAUUUAUCGUACUGAAGACUAGAAACGAAACAAAACCCCUCGUCAAUUGGAUAGCAGAGUUACCUUAUCUCGGAGUGUGUAGUGUGAGACUUAGGGAACGAGUGGUGGAUAACACAUUUCAAUUUUAAUCCCUUCUUACUCUCUUCCUGUUGAAAUUGUCCUGGCACCGAUACCAGACGAUUUCAGCUAUUUUAAAACAAAUUUUAUAACGCGCUCGCAAAACUGGAAAAGGAAGCUUUUCCCAUGCCGGAUAUAGUAGUGUUGAACGUUUCGCUUGACAAAAUAUACCAAUAAUCGUCUCUCCUUAGGAGCAGUAGGGUAGUGAAAGACAAAGCAUUAUGCAAAUUUAGGGGUUGAUCCCGCGCUCAUCCGUUCGGUUUGGAUUCGUAUGCAUGCCGUCCGUUCCUGUUCCUUUUGCAAACCAGUACCAGGGGAUGUAGGAGAAGCUCGCAGUGUGUGGCUUGUCUAGUGGCCAAAGGAUGCGCAACGCGAAACGAUAAUGUUAAAUAUGUAAUGAGUUUGCCGCUGUUUCGAUGUAAUCGAUCGAAUUCAAUUUACUACAUACUCAAACGCGUAGGCCCCGCGAUUCAUAGUUAAAACAGCGUACAGCCAACAGUAGCGACUGCAUUUCAACGCGUGCCACACGAUACAGCAGCGUGGCCAGGUGAUUUUAAUGCUAGAUACCGAAGACGUCUUUUGAAUUUGAAUUAGCAUUUUACGUGUUUUGUCGAAUAAAGAAUUAA